Molecule: messenger RNA, 885 nt
Organism: Cornus florida
Lineage: Eukaryota; Viridiplantae; Streptophyta; Magnoliopsida; Cornales; Cornaceae
Exons: 3
Coding region: 1-885 (294 amino acids)
Source: RefSeq, a predicted model, not a curated record
AUGAACAUUUAUGGUAUUGGACCUGGUACAGAGAGACGGGGAGGGAGACUUGAAUAUAGCAUAGCCAAAGAUGCCGCAUUUUGUCUAAGCUACUACCUUUUGAAGCCAGAAAUCGGAGAACAAGUAGGCGGUGACUCCUUUGUUUGUGAAGGAUAUCUUUUACAACAAGGACUUGGAUAUCAUAGCAAUGAUGAACUUGAGGAUUCAAAGAAUCAAGGGAAUUUUCUCGAACUUCUGAAAUUUCAUGCCCAUCACAAUGAAAAUGUUAGAGCCGUUGUAUUGGAAAAUGCUCCAGUAAAUUUAAAAUUAACGUCACUCGAUAUUCAAAAAGACAUUAUUAAUGCCGCUACAACAGAGAUCAUAAAUUUUAUCAUCAAAGAUAGUGGAGAUGCAUUUUUCCCUAUUUUAGUUGAUGAAUCUCGGGACGUAUCGAUAAAGGAGCAAAUGGCUAUUGUUUUACGUUAUGUGAAGAAUGAAAGUAUCGUCGAGCGUUUUAUUGGUAUAAUACAUGUUAUGGAUACAACUGGUCUUUCACUUAAGACGGCUAUUGAUAAUUUAUUUUCUAGACAUGAAUUGAACAUUUCUAGAUUGCGUGGGCAAGGUUAUGAUGGGGCUAGCAAUAUGCAAGGCGAGUUUAACGAUCUCAAAGCGCUUAUUCUAAAAGAGAAUGAAUUUGCUUUUUAUGUUCAUUGUUUUACUCACCAACUUCAGUUGGCUCUUGUGGGUGUGGCAAAGAAACAUUCACAGAUUUCAACUCUAUACACGUUACUUGGUAAUGUAGUGAAUGUAGUUAGAGGCUCAUGUAAACAUCGUGAUAUGCUUCGAGAGAAACAAGUUGCCGAAGUUAUUGAGGGAAUUAACAGAGGCAAGCUUUCAAGUGGGUGA